Messenger RNA from Pseudocercospora fijiensis CIRAD86, 3105 nucleotides. RefSeq lists its product as uncharacterized. Bases 56 to 3034 code for a protein of 992 amino acids. Gene Ontology annotation, biological process: rRNA catabolic process. The record is from RefSeq and is a predicted model, not a curated record. Gene Ontology annotation, molecular function: endonuclease activity; RNA binding; 3'-5'-RNA exonuclease activity. Lineage: Eukaryota; Fungi; Ascomycota; Dothideomycetes; Mycosphaerellales; Mycosphaerellaceae. The transcript has a single exon. Gene Ontology annotation, cellular component: nuclear exosome (RNase complex); cytoplasmic exosome (RNase complex).
CUUGGAAAUCCGUCUUGACCUGGACCGCGCCGGCGUCGCGGGAUCUCAAGACAACAUGACUUCGCUCAAGCGCUCGCUCGCUGCGACGAGCUCGACCACUACCUUGAGCAGCAAAACUUAUCUCAGGACUUUGAAGUCUGGCAAAGUGCAAAAGGUUGUUCGCGAGCUGUAUCUGCGACAGGAUAUUCCGUGCUCCUCCAACCUCUGCACAGCAUGCAUCGACCUGGCGCCAGCUGGCUUCCAUGGAAAGACUGAGCCCGUUGUGCUAUCCGCCACUCCUGCCGGCACGAAGCAGUUUCCUGCAGGACAUUACCUAGUUCCAGACACGAAUGCUUUCCUCAAUGCCAUGGACCUUUUCGAAGCAGAGGGCACUGUGCAGGAUGUCAUUGUGUUGCAAACCGUGCUAGAGGAGGUCAAGAAUCGAUCUCUGCCGCUCUACCACAGGUUGAUCGCGCUUACCAAGAACGAAGGCAAACGCUUCUAUGUCUUCUUCAACGACUUUCGUCUUGAAACAUACGUGCAGCGUGAGACUGGCGAGACCAUCAAUGAUCGUAACGAUCGCGCCAUUCGGAAAGCGUGCGCUUGGUAUCACGAGCACCUCCAGAGUGCAGUCCAAGCGCGGAAGAGCGAACGCUGCCCAGUGGUGGUGAUGUUGUCGGAUGACAGAGAAUGUCUGAGAAAAGCAAAGGAGGACACGAUAUCGUCGCUGAAUCUGCAUGGCUACGUAUCUGAGCUUCCAGAUGCUGAUCGACUUCUUGAUAUGUUAGCUUCCAGCCGUGAUCAGCGUGCUGCGCGAGAUGCCAAGGCAGAGAAUCUUUAUCCGGAAUAUAUAUCGAUGUCGGCAAUGCUCACCGGGGUGAAGAAUGGCACUUUGCACCAAGGCAAUUUUAGUGUCUCUCCAUACAACUAUUUGGAGGGCUCCGUGCACGUUCCAGCUUUCGAUAGGCCUCUCAUCAUACAAGGACGAGAGAACAGCAAUCGCGCGGUAUCUGGCGACGUUGUUGUAUUGGAGGUCUUACCCAGAGAACAGUGGAAAGCUCCAUCCAGCAAAGUCAUUGAGGAGGAGGAUAUAAACAAGAACGACAACGCCGAGAAUGAGGAUGAGUCCGCCGAACCGAUCGUUACCGAGCAGGAGCGCAAGGCACUGUUGGAGGAGGCGAGACGUGCACAGGGCAAGGUCAGCGAAGGGAGACCGCAACCAACAGCAAAGGUUGUUGGCAUAAUCAAACGAAACUGGAGGCAAUAUGUCGGGCAUAUUGAUAAAGACUCUGUCAAGUCUGGCGCUAAGCAGAGUCGAGCGCAACAGACUGUCUUCCUCAUUCCCAUGGACAAGAGAAUUCCUAAAAUAAGGGUCCGCACACGACAAGCCGGUGAUCUUCUGGGCAAGCGUGUACUUGUGACCAUUGAUUCAUGGGACCGAGAGUCGCGCUAUCCUGUGGGACACUUCAUUCGUAGUCUGGGUGAACUGGAAACCAAAGGAGCCGAGACCGAGGCACUACUUCUGGAGUGGGAUGUGCAAUACCGUCCGUUCCCAAAGUCUGUUCUAGACUGCUUGCCGGCUGAAGGACACGACUGGAAAGUACCACAAGACCUCUCCCACCCCGGCUGGAAGGGGAGGAAAGACCUCAGAGAUCUCCUCAUUUGCUCUAUCGAUCCUCCUGGAUGUGUGGAUAUCGACGAUGCAUUACAUGCUCGGGUCUUGCCGAAUGGCAAUUUCGAGGUUGGGGUGCAUAUUGCUGAUGUCUCGCAUUUUGUCAAGCCGAACAAUGCAAUGGACAAGGAAGCCUCUCUGCGCGGUACGACAGUCUACCUCGUGGACAAGCGUAUAGACAUGUUACCAAUGCUUCUUGGCACCGAUCUAUGUUCUCUGAAGCCUUAUGUCGAGCGCUACGCUUUCAGCGUGAUUUGGGAGCUCAAUGCGAACGCCGACAUCAUAAACGCUUCUUUCACCAAGAGCGUAAUUCGCAGUCGAGAGGCUUUUAGCUACGAGCGCGCACAAUUGCGCAUCGAUGAUCGAUCCCAGCAAGACGACCUCACCAAAGGCAUGCGGCACCUUAUGAUGCUCUCCAAGAAGCUUCGAGCAAAGCGAAUGGCUGCAGGGGCCCUCAAUCUAGCCAGUCCCGAGGUUCGUGUCGAGACGGAAAGCGAGACUUCCGAUCCUGUGGAUGUGAAGACCAAGCAAUUGCUGGACACUAAUCAGCUUGUGGAGGAAUUCAUGCUACUCGCCAACAUUUCCGUGGCUGGAAAGAAUUAUGAGGCAUUCCCACAGACGGCACUCCUCCGUCGUCAUGCCGCACCCCCCAAGAACAACUUUGAAGAGCUCAGUAAUCAGCUCAAAGUCAAGAAGGGUAUGGAAUUGCGGACUGACUCCUCCAAAGCUCUCGCAGAUACUUUGGACACGUGUGUGGAUUCAGACAACCCGUUUUUCAACACCCUUGUCCGCAUCCUAGCAACUCGAUGCAUGAUGAGUGCAGAGUAUUUCUGCUCCGGUACGCAGGCAUACCCUGAAUUUCGGCAUUACGGACUCGCUUCUGAGAUCUAUACGCAUUUCACUUCGCCCAUUCGUCGAUAUGCCGACCUGGAAGCACAUCGUCAACUUGCUGCAGCGAUCGAGUACGAGCCUCUGGAUCCCAGCUUGCAGAGCAGGAGCAAGCUAGAAGGGGUCUGCAAGAACAUCAACGUUCGGCAUCGCAACGCACAGAUGGCUGGCCGCGCGAGUGUAGAGUACUACGUUGGCCAGGCACUAAAAGGCCGUGUGAUUGAGGAAGAUGGAUUUGUGAUGCGAAUAUUCAGCAAUGGCUUCGUCGUCUUCGUCCCCCGCUUUGGCAUUGAAGGUCUUAUUCGGCUCAAAGACAUGGGCAAAGGUGAUGUCGAGCCUGAGAGCGUCUUCGAUGCGGAACAGUAUUCGCUGGAGAUCCACAGUGGUCAGAAGUCUGGAACCAAGGUGGACCUGUUUGAGAAAGUCAAAGUGAAGAUUACUGAUGAAGCAGAGGAGUCGACGGGCAAGCGAAAGAUCAAGUUGCACUUGGCGUAACUCGUGCACGCAAUAGUUAGACAGCAUAGAACAAGCAAGGCUGCAACCCCGCCAACAAUGUUUAUCCAUAG